AGGUCGAGCCACCCUCUGCUCAGCAAGUCCCUGGCGAUGGAGCAGAUGAAGGGGUCAGCCGUGCUUCUGCUGGAGCUGCUGAUUCUUGGGGGCCUGAGAGCAGGGAAGGGCUCUGCCGUCCUGGGCACCCUGGAUCUACAAAUAGACGAGGAGCAGCCAGCUGGCACCAUCAUUGGGGACAUCAGUGCUGGCCUGCCCCCUGGGACUAGUGCCUACAUGUAUUUCAUCUCAGCGCAGGAGGGCAGCGGUGUCACCACCGACCUGGGGAUAGACGAGAACACUGGGAUCAUCAAAACAGCCCGUGUCCUGGACCGGGAGACUCGGGACCACUACAGCUUCAUAGCUGUCACCCCAGAGGGCAUCACGGUGGAAGUUAACAUCCAAGUGAACGACAUCAAUGACCACGCUCCAGCCUUUCCCAAACAACACAGCACCUUCCAGAUCCCAGAGCACACACCCAUUGGCAGCAGGUUUCCCUUGGACCCAGCCUUUGAUGCUGACAGCGGCCUGCUCAACACACAAGGCUAUGUGAUUAAGGGAGACAAUGUGGGGCAGGCCUUCCGCCUAGAAACACGCCGAGGGCCUAAUGGGGUCCUGUAUUUGGACCUAGUGGUCAGCAACGUUUUGGAUCGGGAGAACCGUUCAUCAUACUCGCUGCUGUUGGAAGCCUAUGAUGGUGGCUCUCCUCCCCGGAGCACCCAGAUGACGCUGGAUGUGUCCAUCCAGGACAUCAAUGACAAUGCUCCUACCUUCAACCAGAGCCGCUAUCAUACUCUGAUCUCAGAGAACCUGAAACCUGGCAGCAGCAUCCUGCAGGUCUUUGCCUCUGAUGCAGAUGAAGGUGACAAUGGGGAUGUGAUUUAUGAGAUCAACCGGCGGCAGAGCGAUCCUGACCAGUACUUCAUCAUUGACUCCCGGACUGGAGUCAUCAAGCUCAACAAGGGUCUGGACUAUGAAGUGAGGAAAGUGCAUGAGCUGGUGGUGCAGGCAAGGGAUAAGGCCGUCCAUCCUGAGGUCACCACAGCCUUUGUCACUAUUCAUGUACGUGACUACAAUGACAACCAGCCCACCAUGACUAUCAUCUUCCUGAGUGAAGACGGGUCCCCUCAGAUCUCCGAGGGGGCCCAGCCUGGCCAGUAUGUGGCUCGCAUCUCUGUUUCCGACCCAGACUAUGGCGAGUACUCCAAUGUCAACGUCACACUGGAGGGAGGGGAUGGCAAGUUUGCCCUCACUACCAAGGACAACAUAAUCUACCUGAUCUGUGUGGACCAGCUUCUGGACCGAGAAGAAAGAGACUCCUAUGAUUUGCGGGUGACAGCUACUGACUCAGGAACACCCCCGCUCCGGGCAGAAUCAGCCUUUGUGCUGCAGGUGAUGGAUGUCAAUGACAACCCUCCACUCUUUGACCAGCAGGAGUACAAGCAGAGUAUCCCUGAGGUUGUGUACCCGGGCAGCUUUGUCCUGCAGGUGACAGCUCGUGACAAGGACCAGGGUCCCAACGGGGAGGUGCGGUACAGCAUCGUGCAUGGCCGUGACACCCACUCCAGCUGGUUUGCCAUCGACCCUGCCACAGGUAUCAUCACCACUGCUGCCCCCCUGGAUUAUGAGAAAGACCCUCAGCCUCAGCUGACCGUGCUGGCCACAGACAGGGGAACCCCUGCCCUCUCCUCUUCAGCUGUGGUGCGCGUGGCCCUGCAGGAUGUCAAUGAUAAUGAGCCAGUGUUCAGGAGCAAUUUCUACAAUGUGUCUCUGAAGGAGAACACCCCUGUCGGGACCUGCUUCUUACAGGUGACAGCCACAGAUGCAGACAGUGGCACAUUUGGCUCCCUGUCCUACUCCAUUGGCUCUGGCAUCGGCAGCGUUUUCCCCACGCAGUUCAGCAUCGACAAGCAGACCGGGCAGCUCUGCACGGCGCAGCCCCUGGACCGCGACGAGGGCACAUCAGCCUUCGACUUCACCAUCACUGCUGUGGAUGGGGUGGGUGCUGGGGGUGAGGGGGGGAAGCUGCUGACUCACUUCUCCCUCAACAAGGACACAGGUGUCAUCUCCCUCUCAUGGUCCCUGAGUGGUAAAGCCAACACCCUGGUGCAGCUGGUGAUCUCUGCACAAGAUGGUGGGGGCCUCCAGGCACAGCCCAACGCCCGGGUGAACAUCAGCAUCGUGGAGGGCACGGUCUCACCCCCCGUCUUUGAGCAAGCUCAGUACUUCUUCACAGUACCUGAGGACGUGCUGCAGGGUGCCAGCGUGGGGGCUGUCCGGGCCCAGAACCCCCCAGGUCAUGCUGAUGACAUCUUUUAUUCCAUCUCCUCGGGGGACCCUUAUGGCUACUUUUCCAUUGACUCUGCAACCGGGCAGCUCCACACCAGUCUGGCUCUCGACCACGAGUCCCAGGCAGUGCUGGUUCUGGACAUCCAGGCCCGCAGUGGUUCCCCUCCCGCCUACAGCAACACGCGGGUGAAGAUCUCCGUGUUGGAUGUGAACGACAAUGCGCCAGCGUUCCCAGCCCCCUCUGACUCCAUUCUCCUACCAGAGGCCACGGAACCUGGGACCACAGUGUACACUGUGCAGGCCGAGGACCGUGACAGCGGGGCCAAUGGGCAGGUGACUUUUGAGCUGGUGUCAGGAGGUGAUGGUGCCUUCAGCGUGGAGCGCUCCUCGGGGGCCGUGCGGCUGGUCGGGGCCCUGCAGUAUGAGGCCAGCGCUGCCUACGGGCUGGCCAUUGUGGCCCGGGAUGGCGGUGUCCCCCAGCUCAGCUCCACCUUCUCGCUGCUGGUGCAUGUGCAAGCAGAGCACGACGACGGGCCCAUCUUUGACACGCUCACCUACCGUGUGGAGGUGGAGGAAGGAGCGCCCAUCUCCUCCCGCUUCCUGCAGGUGCGGGCGCUGGCGCGCGAGGCCGAGCCCCUGCCCCUCACCUACCACCUGCGUGCGGACGGGGACGCCGCCAGCUUCGGCAUCGUGCCCGAGAGCGGCUGGGUCCACGGCAAAAGCCGCGAGACACGGGACCUGUAUGUGCUGACAGUGCUGGCCUCGGCUGGGGGCGGCGCAGCAGCGGGGGAGGCCCGGAAAACAGGCACCAGCACCGUGCGGAUCAGCAUCACGGACGAGAACGACAACAGCCCCCGGCUGAGCGAGGAGCGGUACUUCUUCACUAUCCCUGAGAACCAGGCUCCUGGCAGCAGCGUGGGGAGGGUGAUGGCCAGUGACCGGGACGCUGGGCAGAACAGCCGGCUCAGCUACCGCCUGCUCCAGCACGACCCCAACUUCCUGAUCCACACACAGACAGGGGAGCUUAGCACCAAGCACAGCCUGGACCGGGAGCAGCAGUCCAGCUACCAGCUGCUGGUGAUCGUGCAGGAUGGGGGAGCACCGCCCCGCAGCACCACGGGAACCAUCUAUGUGACUGUGUUGGAUGAGAAUGACAACACUCCUGCCUUCCUCCACGUGGGCAGUGGCCAGGAGCUGCCUGUGCAGGUGCUGGAAGAGAAACCGUCAGGACUUCUAGUCGCCUCCUUGCAGGCCAAGGACCCCGACGAGGGUGAGAAUGGGACCAUCGUCUACUCGCUGAUAGGAGCCUGGGCAGAGCGUUUCACGCUGCACGUGGCCACCGGGGAGCUGCGGACGGCCGCGGUGCUGCGCCGUGCUGAGCGCGCCGAGUACCUGUUCACCGUCACCGCCAGCGACCGGGGCGUGCCCCCGCGCAGCACGGCCGCGAGCCUCCGCCUGCAGGUGCUGCCAUCCUCCCGGGUGCUGCCACGGCCAGAUGCCACCGUCCUGACCCUGCACCCGCUCGAGGGGGUCAGGCCAGGGUCUGUUAUCGGCUCAGUGGCCCCCCCGGACGCCCCCACACGAGGACAGCUGACCUACACGCUGGUAGGAGGUGGUGGGGAUGGCACCUUCGUGGUUGACAGUGUGACAGGGGAGAUUUACGCUGCCCGAGAGCUGGACUACGAAGCAGGGGCCCGGCACGUGCUGCAGGUGAGCGCGGAGGACACGCAGCAUGGGUACCCAUCCAGCCGGCUGGGGCUGGUGCACAUCCACGUGCAGGACUGCAACGACCAGGCGCCCACCUUCCCUGAAGACCCCAUCACCAUCGUGGUGCCCGAGAACACCCAGGCCGGCGCCUCCAUCUUCACCUUCCAGGCGCUGGAUGGGGACGGUGUGGGUCCCAACAGCCAGGUGCGCUACGCCCCUGCCUCCUUCCUCCUGGUGGUGGAGGCCACAGACCAGGCCCGCAACAUCAGCCAGCGCCGCUCGGCCGCCGUCACCGCCCGCGUCUUUGUCACUGACGAGAACGACAACGCACCCGAGUUCCUCUCUCCCGCGGCCGUCAGUGUCAUGGAGGACCAGCCCACAGGCUUCGUGGCCCUGCACGUGGUGGCCCAGGACAGUGAUCUGGGAGAGAACGGGCGUGUGAGCUACUCGCUGCGAGCAGGCAACAGUGAUGGCCGCUUCCACCUGAACCCCAGCACUGGCGCGCUCUCCAUCGUGCGGGCCCUGGACCGGGAGGAGGUGGCACAGCACAACCUGACAGUGGUGGCCACGGAUCACGGCUUCCCACGCCGCUCCGCCAGCCAGCUGCUGGCUGUGCUGGUGCUGGAUGUCAACGAUGAGGCUCCCACUUUUGAGAAACCCGAGUAUGAAGCGCUCAUCAUGGAGAACCUGCCAGCUGGCAGCCCUGUGCUGCAGGUGCUGGCCACAGACCGGGACCUGGGUGCCAAUGGGCAGGUGUCCUAUGGGGGUCUCUCUGGGGGGCCGUUCUCCAUCCACCCACAGACGGGGCUGAUUGUCACCACACGAGCCCUGGACCGUGAGGAGCAGGAGCAGCACGUGCUGACAGUCUAUGCCCGGGAUGGGGGCCUGCCCCCCAACCUCUCCAAGGCCACUGUGCGCAUCACAGUGGGGGAUGAGAACGACCACACACCAGAGCUGGAGAGUGAGUCCUGCUCCGUGGAGGUCCCGGAGAACCAGAGCCAUGUGGCACUCUACACCCUGCGGGCCACCGAUCCCGAUGGAGGCGAGAACGGGCGCUUGGAAUACCAGCUGACAGAUGGAGACCCUGGGCAGGAUUUCAGCCUAGACCCAGUCUCUGGUGUCCUCUCCACUGCACAAGCCCUUGACCGUGAGCAAGUUGCUUCCUACAGCCUCACAGUGGUGGUGCAGGACCACGGCACCCCCCCGCGCAGCGCCACCAUGUCAGUGACCGUGCGAGUGUUGGACCUGAAUGACAACGCACCCAGCUUUGCUCAGCCCAGCUACGCGGUGGAGGUGCCCGAGGACCUGCCCGUCGGUGCCCUGGUGCUGCAGCUGGAGGCUGAGGACCCUGACGAGGGCACCAACGGGCAGGUCUCUUACUACCUGGGCAACGAGUCGCUUGGCAUGUUCCAGGUGGAGCCGCAGAGUGGGCGUGUCAGGAGCGCGCAGGCACUGGACCGGGAACGCUGCCCCGGCUACAGCUUCCUGGCCAGGGCGGUGGACUCGGCGCCCUCGGAGCCCCGGAGUGCGGCCGUGCGUGUCACUGUCACCGUGCGGGAUGUCAACGACCACAUCCCUGCCUUCCUGCACAGCCCCCUCACCGUCAGCCUGUCCCGCCACACACCGCUCAAGCAGGUGGUGGCCACCAUGAGGGCCGAGGACAGGGAUGCAGGUGCCAACGCCUCCAUCCUGUACCGCCUGGCCACCCCCAGCUCUGCCUUCGCCAUCAACUCCUACACCGGGGAGAUCCAGCUGCUGCAGCCCCUGGGCUCGCUCAGCCAGCGCCAGCGCACGCUCUUCAUCCUGGCCACAGACCUGGGGCAGCCGGCGCUCUCCUCCACCGGCGUGGUGGUGAUCCAGGUGCAGGAGGAGCCCUACCAGGGGUUGCGCUUUCCCCGCAGCACCAGUGAGGUGGCUCUGCCAGAGAACGCUGCCCCAGGCACUGCUGUUGUGAGCAUCCAGGCGGUUCACACCGGGGGCUCCUCAGGGCACAUCACCUACAGCAUCGUCAGCGGCAACGAGAAGAACACCUUCCUUAUCCAGCCCAGAUCAGGUGCCAUCUCAGUCCAGGACUCCAGUAGCCUGGAUUUCGAGGCCAGCCCCCGGCUGCGCCUGGUGGUGCAGGCAGAGACAGCAGCUUCCUUUGGCUUCAUGGCCAUCAACCUCAACCUGCAGGACGUGAACGACAACCUGCCACGCUUCCAGCUGCAGAACUACGUGGCCUUCAUCUGGGAGUCCCAGAGCUAUGACUCGCCCGUCAUCCAGGUCCUGGCAGAUGAUCUGGAUCAGGGAGCAAAUGGGCAGGUGACUUAUGGCAUCAACCAGUCCCUGCCCAUGGCAGGGCUGUACCACAUCGACCCCCAGACCGGAGCCAUCACUACUGCUGCCAUCCUGGAUAGGGAGAUCUGGUCCCAGACCCGCCUGGUGGUGACAGCGAUGGACAGAGGGAUUCCUCCACUGGUGGGCUCUGCCACACUGACUGUUGUGGUGAUGGACAUCAACGACAACAGCCCCACCAUCCCCUUCCCCUGGGAGGUGCGGGUCCCAGAGAACACACUGCUGGGUACCCAGAUCGCCCAGCUGACUGGGAACGACGUGGACUCGGGCCCCGCGCUGUCCUACUGGCUGGUGCCGGGGGGUGACGGGGGGGGCAGGUUCUCGGUGCUGCGCUUCGGGGGGCGCCUGGCGCUGGCGGCGCCGCUGGACCACGAGCAGAGCAGCCGCUACAGCCUCACCCUGCGCGCCUCCGACGGCCACCACCACACUGAAGCCAACCUCACCAUCCUCGUGGAGGAUGUCAACGACAAUGCACCCAUCUUCAGCCAGGGCUUCUACCAGGUGGCAGUGCCAGAGCACACAACUGCAGGCAGCAGCAUCCUCACCGUGAGCGCAUCUGAUCCGGACUCUGGAAGCAACGGGGAUGUCACCUUCCACCUGGCUGUGCCCAGCCCUGACGUUGCCAUCGACCCCAGCAACGGCACCCUCUUCACCAUCCGUCAGGUGGAAUUCAAUGCCAGCCAGCCCACCCUGGAUCUGGUGGUGGAGGCCCGUGACCGUGGCUCUCCCAGCCUCUCAUCCUGGGCCACAGUGCAGCUCCAGGUGCUGGAUGUGAAUGACCACAGCCCCAGCUUCCAGGCGCCAUGCUACAAUGCCAGUGUCCCCGAGGACCUGCGCCCUGGCACCACAGUGCUGACACUGGAGGCAGGCGACGCCGACCUCUCCCGGGAGAAUGCUGGCUUCGACUACACCAUCGUCAGUGGCAACAGCGGCAACGCGUUCCAGGUGGAGAGCAGGGUGGCCUGGGCAGGGGGGCACCUCCGCACGCAGGGAGCCCUGGUGCUUGUGGAGCCCUUGGACUUCGAGGCCAUCCCGGUCUACAAUCUGACUGUGGCAGCCUCGGACCGGGGCCUGCCCCAGCGCAGCACCACAGUGCCGGUGCUGAUCACGGUGCAGGACAUCAACGACAACCCGCCAGUGUUCAGCCGUGCCGAGUACCGUGCUGCUGUGAGCGAGAGUGCACCGCCGGGCACGGAGAUGCUGGGGCUCUCCCAGCUCCAUGAAAGCACGGGGGCCCUGUGCCUGGCGCGGCCACUGGACCGGGAGGCACAGGCGCUGCACACCCUGGUGGUGCAGGCCACCGACCUGCCCGGCGGGCACUUUGCACUGGUGCCUGUGGCCAUCGAGGUGAAGGAUGUCAAUGAUAACAAGCCCUACUUCCCAGUGGAGGUGCUGAGCGCCAGCAUGCGGGAGAACCUGCCUCCUGGCACUCUGGUCACCACACUGCGCGCCAUCGACGCAGACAGCGGUGUGUUUGGGGAGCUGCGGUACACGGUGCUGGAGCAGCUGGUGGGGCAGCCCGGCAUGGCAGAAGGCCGGGACGCCUUCGCCAUCAACAGCAGCUCUGGGGAGCUGCGCUCCCGACUUACCUUUGACUACGAACGAGCCAAAGCCUUCCAGCUCCUGGUCAGGGCCACUGACACUGGCAAUGCCUCUGCCACUGUGACCGUGCGGGUGCUGGUGACAGGGGAGGAUGAAUAUGAUCCCAUCUUCCUGAGCCCCUCCUUCAACUUUGAGGUCCCGGAGGGUGCCCGCAAAGGGCAUAGCAUUGGCCGGGUGCUGGCCACGGAUGAGGACGAAGGGGCUGAUGGCGUCGUGCUGUACUCACUGGCAAAGCCCUCGCCAUACUUCGCCAUUAACCAAACCACAGGCACCAUCUUCCUGCGUGUGGACAGCCAGCCCCAGGCCGCUUACAACUGGGAUUACCUGCUGAAUUGGUGCCCCCAGUUCCAGCCGCUGGCCAGCGUCUUCACCGAGAUUGCCCGCCUCAAGGAUGAGAGCUCCCUGCGCAAGCCCUUCCCGACCAAGCCCAAGGCAGAGCCCAAGCCCCGCAUUGACCCCCCGCCCCUCAUCACCUCAGUGGCCCACCCGGGUGCCAAAUCUGUGCCCCCCAAGCCGCCACCAGGCAGGACCUUCCCGCUCCCGUCCACCCUGCGCCGCUCGCCCAUCAGCCACGAGGGCUCCAUCUCGUCCUCUGCCAUGUCGCCCAGCUUCUCCCCCUCGCUGUCCCCGCUGGCUGCCCGCUCCCCCGUGGUCUCGCCCUUUGGCAUCUCACAGGGGCCUUCCGCCUCCGCCAUCAGCGCUGAGCACUCACUGGAGCCGCCCGAGGAGGCCGAGCUCAGGAUUUAG
This is a messenger RNA of Chaetura pelagica (chimney swift), 8661 nucleotides long. It is a transcript of the gene DCHS1, whose product is annotated as dachsous cadherin-related 1. Gene Ontology annotation, molecular function: calcium ion binding. Gene Ontology annotation, biological process: homophilic cell-cell adhesion. The record is from RefSeq and is a predicted model, not a curated record. NCBI's taxonomy places the organism in Eukaryota, Metazoa, Chordata, Aves, Apodiformes, Apodidae. Gene Ontology annotation, cellular component: plasma membrane.